AUCAAGUUAUUAGUAUGCGCCUUCGAGGGGGUUAGCGUAACAAAGUCUACUGUCAACACGGACACAGAAUUUAUAACUUAAAAGACCGUAAAACUAUGGGAAUUCCAAAGAUUUCAAACCUAUUCCUUGCCUUUUGUUUAGCAGUUGCUUCUGGGAACAAUUUACAAGAUCGUUUGCCAAGCAUGUUGAGGUUCGAGCAUACGCGAUUCACGUUCCAAAUCAAAGAGAACCAUGGCAUUGGAUUCACUAAAGGGAUAGUGAAGGCUGUUGGCUGUGGGAAUAAAGGAGUCAGUUACACCAUACGAGAUAAUUCCCUCUUCACUAUCCACCCUGAAUCUGGCAAGAUAGCCCUAGGAGGAAGACUCAACUAUACAAGGAAUACCCAACAUACUUUCGUCGUUAUAGCCAAUGCGAAUAACGGAAAAUGCAAGAACCAAAAAGCUAUAACCUGGGUUAUUUUCAACGUGUUACAACACAAUCAAUAUCGUCCCCAUUUCAACGAGGAGAAAUAUUUUUGUCGUAUCCAGGAGGAAACCGGUCAUAUUAAGAUCUCCCCGCAAAUUAGGGCGGCUGAUAUGGACCCGGGGCCUGCAGGAAUGAUUUCACAGGUGCAAGUGAGGGAAAGCGAUGAACCUUUUGUUCUUGAACUCGAGCAAGCAACAGGCAUCGUGACUGUGAAACCAGCACGAGGAUACAAGUUUGAUGCAUCGCGUAUGGCUGCGUACAAAUUUUCAUUGCAAGCCUGGGAUAAUGGUGCUCCGCCGAGGAAUUCACCACCAAUCAAGAUCCACUGUCUAGUUGUGCCACAGAACAGACAUUCUCCUGUGUUUAAGAAGAAAAUGUACGUCGGUCGCGUGCAACAGGGCAAAGUGAGCUCGAAUAUUGUUCAGGUCAAAGCCAAAGACGGUGACACUUACAAAGACUUUGGCAAUAUUUGCGAAUAUUUCAUUCGCACAUCCGACAUGCCUUUCAGCAUCAACAACAAAGGUGUGAUCAGUUUGCCAAAACCUUUGGGUAAUGAUGCUUCUGAUACCUUUGUCUUCACCGUCAUGGCCAAGGACUGUGGAGGACGCAUCUCCGAGGAAGCUACCACAGUGAAUGUUAUCGUGGAUAAGGACUGUACUCCAGGUUUCAUGGAACUUGAGAACAAAUCACCUGAACUGAAUGGCUGUGAUGGCAUGGUCCGAAUCACACCAAAUAUUCGCCUCAAUAUGUGCGGCGAGAGCCGACAGUACGCCAACUUCUCCGCGCGGGUUGAAUUGGAGACCGCUCAUGUCCUAAAAGGCUGCGACAGAGAAACGUACGAAGCAUCGGGUAUUUUCAAAAUGUGCAACGUUAACAGGACUAUGGAUUUGUUGCCGGCAAAUUAUCGUGAGGAGACUUGGUUGGGGAGAACUAUGAGAGACGACUUUGUUAUAGGUGACAAUGUUUAUCGUUUCGACGAUAAGACAGCCAUUGAUGUUCCGUCAUUCCUCCUGCAGUACACAGGAAAUGAAAACAUGACAAUAGCGACAUGGAUUUGGAUGCCGAAGAAAGAUCAACAGCAAUAUAUACUCUCUGCUACGGACCCGCAGCGUCUGGACCGAAAACACUUUGCCCUGUACACUGAAGAUGACAAACUUGUUUUCAUACAUCGUCAAGAAUCCAGUGCUGGUUCUGAAGAUAUCUGUAAGUCUGUCUUCGUUUGGAAACCAGAUAUAUUCAACACUCGCUGGCAUCACGUGGUCGUCACGGUGAAUGGAUGUCAGACUGCAAAACUUUAUGUCGAUUCCAAACAAGUUGCUCUCGAAAAUGAGAAGGAGAACUGGCCGCUACAUGGGACAAACAUGGCAAAGCGUGUUACGGUUGGUGCUCGCUGGUUAGGGCGGGAACAAAGGUAUGGCGACUACUUUGAUGGAUACCUUGGUGGAUUGAGUGUGAACUUUGGGGAACAGAUCGAUGAACAGGCUAUCAACUGCGUUUACGAAUGCAAAGAACAGAUUAAGAUCGACAGUCCAGCGCCGAGCGGUUUCGAGGUCACACAAAAGAGUCAAAAAGUUAUUGAAAUCAAUGGCCGGGGAACACCGGAAAACUUCGAAAACAUUCUUCGAAAUCUAGUCUACGUUAACACCCGACGCUCUCCGACCAGUGGCCGUAGACCAUUGCAGAUCAAAACUACGAUAAACAAUCAACCGCUGCCCAUGCUUAAUCUGGAUGUUCUCGUCUCGGAUAACGAGAAAAGAGCUUUGAAGUUAUCUGGAGGCGGCCGGAAAGUAAUAGAUCUGAAAGACUUACAGAAGUAUGGAAUUCUCAUCGCUAAGAAGUUAACGAUCACUGCCGACAAAUGCUCGAAGUAUGUCGAUUCUGCUCGAGUAGAAGUCGAUCCACCUUUGAGCAGUGAUGAGGCCUUGGUUAAUCCUGGACCCCUCGUGGAUCUUCUGAAUCUUUGGAAGGACAGUCUUCCCGAUGGGAAAGGUUUGAUCAUCAGGGGACUUGCAACGUUAGAAGAGUACAACAUGGUACUUCGAGAGAUGGUGUUUGUACACUUGGGCUUAGAAGACCUUCGAAAUCCAUCAACAGUGGUUCGUCAUAAAUUCAAGAUAACGAUAUCUAACCUCAAGAACCGCUUCGUCAGCAACGUCCUGCAAACAGAAUUGACCACGGACAAGACAACUCCACAAUUCGACAUGCAAGCUUUGGGUCGGCAAGAGCAGGAAGCAUUACCAGGAGCAGUUGAGGUGGACAAAGAACAGCAUGAAACACACGAACAGAGAAAUUCAUUUGGCGUGAUGAUAGGUGUCAUCGUCGCUGCUUCCUGCGUCUUCGUCUUCAUCGUUCUCGUUGUGGCUGUCCGCAUGCACAGCUCAAGAAAUGUCUACGUAGAUGUUUCACAGAAGGAAGACGAAACUGCUCCUGAAGGCGAGAGCUGUGAACAGGAGAAGAUGAACGUUACGAUGAAUCCUCUGGAGAAAUUCGACACCGUAGAGGAUGAAGCAGGAUCUCAAGGGGCAACCAACCAAAAGACCUUGGAAUGGGAUGAUGCUUACAUCGCCUAGUGUACCAUAUUACCCACCAUCUACUCAUGGUCUCCCUUGUAUGUCCACUUGGAAGUUUUCGAACCUAAACUAGCUUAGUAUAUACGCGUAUAAAUAACGCGAAAUAAAUGUAGACUUUUUUAACAAGCACAGCACUGUAGCAGUGUAUAACAGUAUAGCCAUUUUUGCACAUGUUGGUAUAUUACAUUCAUAGUUGAUCAGUAAUAAUGGUGAAGCUUUUACCCUAGAUGUAAAAAAUAUUCUUAAAAAGUAAAGGAGAAAAUUAGCAACACCUAUGUAAACAUUUUUUGUACUGAAUAAGAAAGAAUUUGAGUGAAUUCGA
Dendronephthya gigantea is the source of this 3357-nucleotide messenger RNA. RefSeq names its product calsyntenin-1-like. The transcript has 11 exons. Gene Ontology annotation, cellular component: cell surface; postsynaptic membrane. NCBI's taxonomy places the organism in Eukaryota, Metazoa, Cnidaria, Anthozoa, Malacalcyonacea, Nephtheidae. The coding region runs from base 96 to 3035 and encodes 979 amino acids. Gene Ontology annotation, biological process: positive regulation of synapse assembly; homophilic cell-cell adhesion; positive regulation of synaptic transmission. Gene Ontology annotation, molecular function: kinesin binding; amyloid-beta binding; X11-like protein binding. The record is from RefSeq and is a predicted model, not a curated record.